GAAUUUGACGAGUCUCAUCCUCCGAAAUUUCAACGACUUCCGAACAACGACCACCGGAGCCCACGUUGAUCGCAAGCAGACACAAUGGCGAUCAAGCACAACCAGACGAUCAUCAGCAACCAUUUCCGCAAGGAUUGGCAGCGCCGGGUUCGCACCCACUUUGACCAGCCCGGUCGCAAGACACGGAGACGUACUGCUCGUCAGGCCAAGGCUGCUGCUCUCGCUCCUCGUCCCGUCGACAAGCUGCGACCUAUCGUCCGAUGCCCUACCGUUAAGUACAACCGACGGGUUCGUGCCGGUCGAGGUUUCACCCUCACCGAGCUCAAGGAGGCCGGUAUCUCCAAGUCCCUGGCUCCCACCAUCGGUAUCUCCGUCGAUUUCCGCCGACAGAACCUGAGCGAGGAGAGCCUUGCCGCCAACGUUGCCCGCCUCAAGGCCUACAAGGAGCGCCUCAUCCUCCUGCCCCGCAAGUCCAACGCCCCCAAGAAGGGUGACACCAAGACCGACGUCGCCUCCCUCGACAAGGUCGCCUCCAUCGCCGCUGCCCUGCCCAUCGCCUCCGUCUCUGCUGGCUUCUCCGAGAUCAAGAAGAGCGAGAUCCCCGCCGCUGUCGAGGGUGGUGCCUACACCAAGCUUCGCAUUGCCCGAAGCAACGCCAGAUACCAGGGUGCCCGUGAGAAGCGUGCUCGGGACAAGGCUGAGGCCGAGACUGCCAAGAAAUAAACUUUGUCAAAAAGGGAACUGGUGUUUUAAGGGUUUUUUGCUCUUUGCGUCUCUACGGGAGUGUUGCAAGGUCGGUUUCGAGGCUUUGAUGAAAGUGCUAGGCCAGGUUACGGGAGGAAAUAUAAGCUCUUAGGUCCAGGUCAAAGAAUUAUUUGCAUGAUCAACCGGCCCUGCCCUGUAUACA
Messenger RNA from Trichoderma harzianum CBS 226.95, 907 nucleotides. RefSeq lists its product as hypothetical. The transcript is spliced from 5 exons. Gene Ontology annotation, molecular function: structural constituent of ribosome; RNA binding. Lineage: Eukaryota; Fungi; Ascomycota; Sordariomycetes; Hypocreales; Hypocreaceae. Gene Ontology annotation, cellular component: cytosolic large ribosomal subunit; ribosome. Gene Ontology annotation, biological process: translation. The coding region runs from base 85 to 723 and encodes 212 amino acids. The record is from RefSeq and is a predicted model, not a curated record.